Molecule: messenger RNA, 355 nt
Organism: Saccostrea cuccullata (small rock oyster)
Lineage: Eukaryota; Metazoa; Mollusca; Bivalvia; Ostreida; Ostreidae
Product: large ribosomal subunit protein eL33-like
Exons: 3
Coding region: 1-312 (103 amino acids)
Biological process (GO): cytoplasmic translation; ribosomal large subunit biogenesis
Cellular component (GO): ribosome; cytosolic large ribosomal subunit
Molecular function (GO): structural constituent of ribosome
Source: RefSeq, a predicted model, not a curated record
AUGAGAAAAUCAUUGAUACGAUUUAAAGAAAACUCUUUACAAAUAUUUUGCAAUAUUUUGAAAAUCGACGGAGUCACUUGUAAGGAAGACACACCAUUCUGCUAUGACAAAAGUUGUGCGUACGUGUACACGGCUAAUAGGAAGACAGCAUGUCCUGGACACGACAAAGCUAGCCGUAUCAGAGUCAUCUGGGGUAAAGUCAUCCGAUCUCACGGAAACAGCGGAGCUGUACGAGCUAAGUUCAGGAAGAAUCUGCCAUCAUCAGCCAUGGGAAAAAGAGUCAGAGUCAUGCUGUACCCAUCAAGGAUAUAGAAAUAUGUACAAAUGAAAAAAAUAAAUUUAAAAAAACCCUAAA